Molecule: messenger RNA, 6123 nt
Organism: Manis pentadactyla (Chinese pangolin)
Lineage: Eukaryota; Metazoa; Chordata; Mammalia; Pholidota; Manidae
Gene: SERTAD2
Product: SERTA domain containing 2
Exons: 3
Coding region: 908-1843 (311 amino acids)
Cellular component (GO): nucleus
Molecular function (GO): transcription regulator activity
Source: RefSeq, a predicted model, not a curated record
ACCUAUCGAGCCGCGCCGUUAUUGGCAGAGGCCCACGCCCGUCGGAGCGGCGGGCCUCGCCAUUGGGUGGUUCGGUUCUGCUCCCCGCCCCCCAACGCCUCGCCCUCUCAGUCAUCUCCUCCCCUCCCGGCUCUUCCUUUGCCCCCUUUCCCCGCCCGUUCUCGCCGCAUCUCCCGUGUCCAGCUGGGCGGGGACUGCUGUACGACUCUGUAAAGUCUGUGAGUCACUGCACAACCCAUCAAUCCAAUUAAAUGUCUUGAGCGAGCCGAGCAGGCGGUGCCGCCGCCGCCAGCCCCGCCGCGGCCGCCCCUGCUCAUAGCGCCCCUCUGAUCCAUGGCUGUCUGUCUGUACUUGUUACGGUGUAACCUCCUCCUCCUCCUCCUUUCCCUCCUCCUCCUCAGGAGCCGCUGCAACUUCCCCUCAGCCAGCCUCCUCUGCUUGGGGACUGUAAAGGCAUGGGAUAGACCCAGAGCCACUCUGUCUCCCCUCCAACCCUCGCUCAAUUUCCUCCCCUUUUAAAUUAAAGUCUGUUCCUCGCUCCUCGUUUUAGAGAUUUAUUUGUCAGUCUAUUAUUUCCCCUGAUUUUUAUAUUUCCCUCCCUGGGGCAGGGGGUCGCAGGGGCCAGAGGGUUUAUUUUAGGGAGGGGGCUCUCCACCCCCACCCCCACCGCCGCUUCUCCCUUUUCGGUUGUGCCUUGAUUGCUCUGCUGCUCUCGGCUCCCACCCCUGGAACUCACCGUCCUGCACUGGAGUGACGCACCGACACCCCCCGCCCACAGCCCAGACUUCCCCUCCCUCGCUGCCGCCCCAACCCGUCUCGGAGCUGGACCCGGUGCCGACUUCUUCGCAGAAGGAACCAGUGCUGAUCCUAACUCGGUGACAUGGCAGAUUAAGAAACUAAAAGAUAUAUGUUGGGUAAAGGAGGAAAACGGAAGUUUGAUGAGCAUGAAGAUGGGUUGGAAGGCAAAAUCAUGUCUCCCUCUGAUGGUCCAUCUAAGGUGUCUUACACCUUACAGCGCCAGACUAUCUUCAACAUUUCCCUUAUGAAACUCUACAACCACAGGCCCCUCACCGAGCCCAGCUUGCAAAAGACCGUUUUAAUCAACAACAUGUUACGGCGCAUCCAGGAGGAGCUCAAACAGGAAGGCAGCCUGAGGCCUGUGUUCACCUCCUCCUCCCAGCCAGCUAACUCCCUGAGCGACAGCUACCGGGAGGCGCCACCCACCUUCAGCCACCCUGCGUCCCCGCCCCUGCACCCCUGCGACCUCGGAAGCACUACACCCCUGGAGGCCUGCCUCACCCCGGCCUCCCUGCUCGAGGACGACGACGACAGUUUUUGCACUUCCCCGGCUGUGCAGCCUGCGGCUCCUACCAAACUCUCACCUCCAGCUCUCCCGCCAGAAAAGGACAGCUUCUCCUCCGCCCUGGACGAGAUUGAGGAGCUCUGCCCCACAUCUACCUCCACAGAGACGGCGGCCGCGACUGACAGCUUGAAACCCAGCGAGUCCAGUGCCCCGAAACCCGAGGGGCUCCCCGAGGGCCGGCCCGACGACCCGAGGCUGAUGGACUCUCUGCCCGGGAACUUUGAAAUCACAACGUCCACGGGGUUUCUCACAGACUUGACCCUGGACGACAUCCUCUUUGCCGACAUCGAUACAUCGAUGUAUGACUUUGACCCCUGCACGUCCGCGUCAGGGACAGCCUCAAAAAUGGCCCCUGUGUCGGCCGACGACCUCCUCAAGACUCUGGCCCCUUACAGCAGUCAGCCCGUCACCCCGAGCCAGCCUUUCAAAAUGGACCUCACAGAGCUGGACCACAUCAUGGAGGUGCUGGUCGGGUCCUAAGGCCUGGGGCCCCGGGGCCUCUGCACGCCCCGCCCCUGCAAGCGUUCCCUUGCCCUGAUAGCUCUCCGCACUGUGCAUGCACCCUUGCUUGCCUUUUUCAGAGAAAAAGAAACGUUUUACAAAAGGAUCACACUAGUUUUUGCUUUGAGCAGAGUUGGAGUGCCUUCAUCCUAGUAUGACCACUUUUAAUAAUGCUUUUUCGAGUGGUUUCUCAGAGACCUACUACCCUGGAAGAGGAAAGAAUACGUUGGAAGACAAUGUUGCUUAUGUUGAAUGACAGAAAUAAACAGUUCAAGUGAAGCACAAGGAAUAAGUUGGAAAAGCUGUAAAUUGCAUGUGCAUAUUGGUCUAUUUUUUCUAUAAGUUUUAUUGCAAGAGGUAAAAAAAGGAAAAAUAUAUAUUAUUAUUUAGAUAAUCUCAGUACUUUUUCUGGCAUUUUUGCCCUGUUAUAGGUUGACUUGGCAAUUCAGCCUUUUUAGAGGCAUUAACUACUCCUCAUAAGUGUUGCAUUUACAUGGCUGUUUAGAAACUGCUGCCCAAAUUUAUUUUAUAUUUUUGUACAGAUUCUGCAGUUUAUGAUAUUGUUUUUCUAAAAACAAAUGCUGUUUAUACAUAUGAGAUAGCUAUUUUGAUAGGAUUUGCUCACAUAGUUCCUGCAAACUUCAGAUGUGCAAGUUGCACUUGUACUUUUAUAGAGCUGUAAUGUUUUAUAUGUGUUUGGUGCAACGAGAAAAUUGGAUCAAAUCAAUCCACAGUUGUCCCCAAAUGUGCACACGUGUGCGUGCGCGCGCGCGCACACACACACACACACACACAGCUUUAAGAAAGGGCCAGGCGCUAUCACACCCAAAUUUCACAAGCACUGACCCCCUGGCAUGAACACCCGCCAGCACUGUGACUUCCAAGCCAGAACCACAUUUGCUUAUCAAACUUGCAUGAAGCAGUUGGCGGGAGAUGGCCAUUGAACUGGGGCUUCAGUGAUGGUUCUCUUCAGCUCCCUCUCUUGAGGGGACGACUACCGAAUACUCACAUGUAUUUAUGCCAAGUUUGCGCUUUUAAGUAUUAUUUUUUAAACAAAAACCCAAAUAUUUCCUUUCUGGCAUAAUUUUUAUGAUGACCUGAAGUUUUACAUGCAGACAACAUUUUAGGAAAAGCAAGCAACAUCUUCAUGGAACUAAACCUACUGCAGUGCUUAGGCUUGGGAAGGAGGACAUCUCCCCCGGAAGGCAUCCAUCAUGUUGCUCAGUUGUCUUCCCCAGCUUCCCUUCCCUAGGGCUUUCGUUCCCUUUGUUGCUAAGUGCUGAAAAUGGCAUCUUCCUGAUCACCACAGUGAGCUUGGCUCACUUCGGCCCAGCCCGGGAUGCACUCUUACAACAUCGGUGGCUCUUGAACCUGGAGUUGUUCCCAUUGCGUCAUGGCUUCCGAUCCAGUUGCUUUCUUGAAUCAGCUGCUUUAACUACACUCUACAAGGCUGUUUUACCCAAAUACAGAGAAAGGACUUUCUAUGCAUGGUUCCUGCCCUCUUGCAGCCCUGACCCUUUCUUCCCUCGCACCCCCCAGGACACUUGGGAAGUAGCUUUUUAUCUCUAGUGGUGUACAUUUAAUUUUGAAACCUUUGUAAUGUAUCAUGCUUGUUGCCGAAACUGUGGCCUGUUUCGUUUCAGUUUUUUCUUUUCUUCCAAUGGUACUUUAGCUGGUUACAACCUAUAUUGUUGAAAUGCAGAUGGCUUCUUUAGGAAUAACUUUUAUAUUUAUUUAAGAAUUUUUAAAUUAUGGGAUUUGUGUUGUUGUUGUCUUUGUUGUUGGUCAUUUGUCAAUAUUCAGUCACCAAUUCUGCUCACUUCUUGCCAUGGAUACAGUUGAGUUUUUUCUGGCCAAUUAAAAAAGACAGCUUUAUAAAAUGGCACUUUAAACAAGUCAUAGACCAUUUUAUUUUUAUAAUGCACAUGGCAAAGCAAAUACAUUUGUGAUGAAGGAACUGCUCACCUAAGCAAAAGAUUUGUGUAUAUGAUUACAUCUUUCUCUGUUCUGAUUUACUUUUUCCCCCCACUUGAAUGUGUUUUUAAAGACUAAUUAUCAACUCAGUGGAGCAGUGAGAAACGGAUCAAACUGCACUUGUUCUCCUCCAAGCAGCCUCCACCUGGGCACCUCUUACUGCUGUGAGUAGGUCAUUUCCCUUGACAGGGCCGGGGACACCUUGUCAAGGUGAGCGUGAUUAUAGAUGCUUCCAGUGUCCUUGUGCCUGUCUGUGUUAGGAGCUUCCUUUUCCUGUGGAGAAUAGGUCAACCCAGACACCAUGCUCUUGAUAACUGGAGGAUCUGGCAAGCUUGCCACAUGCCACACACGUACACAUACGUGUACAUUCACAAUAGUGUUGCUUAUUCUGAACAAUAACAGGGUAAGGCAGUUGAUUUGCCAUUGUUAAAAACUGAUUUACAGUAACUUAGAACAACUGUACUUUGGUUGGAUUAGCAAAUCGUGUGUUUAAACAAAUCCCAUAUGUUGGGCAACAGUUCAAAUAAGCACAGCAAAGUGUUGCCCAAACAUGGUUCUCUGACUCUCGUAUUUGCAAGGCUGGGCUUCAGAAUCAAAACAAAAACCCCCAACAACAGCAGCAAAUGCUUUUCACUCUGGACACCCUUGCCAUGAAUUCUUUGAUAGUCAGGGUCUAAUGAGGAAGACAUGGCAAAUUAGUGGCCCGUUUAAAAAAGAACAAAAGCAUCGAGUGUUCUAAGUUAUCGUUGCAUCUUGUUUUUACAAAGUGAUGUCCCAACAGGGAAGAAUGUGAGCCUGUACGUGGUCUCCAAGUCCUAGUUUGAGAGUGGGACGUGCUUCCAGAUACCACCUAGCAGCAAUACCUUCCCCUCCCUAAAGGACAUCUUGUGUCAUUCAGAGUCAGGCAGGCAGUGUGAGGUGCCUCAAGGGGAAAGACAUGCCGGGUAGGGCUGGAAGAGGAUAAUUGUUGACAGUGAUGUGCAAUGAAGUGACAAGAGGAGAGCAGAAUAAUAAGAGCUUUGAAUUUGAAGUGAUUUUUUUCAUAAGUUAUUUAUUCCUUUCUUCUAUGUAAAUAUAUUUAUUUUACUGUGGAGCUCUAACAUCUGGAUCGUAAUGUGCAGAAUGUAUAUGGUAGGAAUGUAUUCUCUUGUAGGCAUGUCAAUCUGUAUUAAAGGGGGUCCGAGCCAGACCCCUGGGUCUUCUCAUCGUGUGCACAGUCCACAUUGAUUUUUACUCUCUUCUCUAGUGAAGGUCUAUUUGAAAUAUGCAAAAGGUAUGAAUGAGGAAUCUUUUAAUACCUCCAAAUUUUUAAGAAAAUCAAACAUCAAAGGGUUGAUAUUUUUAAACUUUUUUUAGUAACACCUCUUUAUGACAGAAGGGGCAACCACCCUGAAACCCUCCUUCACACCAAAGGGUGAGAAAUAACCAGAGCCUCCACUACACCUCGAGUGUCUUUAUCAAUCAAGCUUUUUAUUGCCAUAGCCCCUUGGAGUUUCCCAACUGCCCUGAGGUCAAUCAAGGAAAAUUUCUUAAAUAAAUUAGCUCCAAAGAGCUAAAGUAUCCACUUACAGAUCAUUUUUAAAGCUUAGAUUUAUUAACCACGUUUGUGGUAAACAAUCAAUUAUGAAUACUGCCAGGCAGCCUUCUUAAAUGACAGAUGUACAAAAAAAGAGACUACUUUGUGCAGCAAUUGUUAUGCUCUGUAUAAAUUGUCUUAAAUUUCAAAACCUUGCUGACCUGUUGGACCUUUAAACAUUUUUUGAAAAUACUGAAAAGAGCAUAUUUAGCCUGUUCUGGCUGUGAAUGGUUAACUUCCUGUAACUGCUGACGGCAGCGAGGUGUGUGCGUCCUGCUUGUGUAUAAUUGUUUUCAGUGCUUCUAAGAAUGAGUCUAAAGGGUUCUGAAAAUUAGCCAGGAUCUAGUGCUAUUGCAGACAAAGCCAAUAAAAAUUUUGGACAUCUUUUGGGGAUAAGUUUGGAAGAGAAGUGCAUCCACAGGAGCAAACAACCAAGAUUCUGGAAAAGAUUUACAUAGUGAGAUGUUUGCUGCAUGGUUUUUGAGGACGGCUUUUGUCAAACAAGGAGGUGUAACCUUCUCCCCCACCCCAGACCUGAGAGCUGUGCCUUUUCUAUGCAAUAUUACAAACGUUACAUCGGAACCCAGAUGGCUGUAUUCACACGUAGGUUUGGGCUGUAAUCUAAACAAUUGGACAGAUUAAAUGUACAUGGAAAUGAGCAGUCUUACUUUUGUAGUUUUAUAUUAUACAAUAAACAGUUAAAAGAUGA